Messenger RNA from Purpureocillium lilacinum, 2349 nucleotides. The record is from RefSeq and is a predicted model, not a curated record. NCBI's taxonomy places the organism in Eukaryota, Fungi, Ascomycota, Sordariomycetes, Hypocreales, Ophiocordycipitaceae.
AUGGCUUGUCAGUUUGUUUACGGUGAAAUAUUGUACUGUGCUCCAACUCGUUUGCCCCGGUCGAUCACGAUGGGGCUUGAGGGGAUAAUGAGGCCCAUUGUCAGGCGCGCGGGGCGACCGGUGCGAGUGGGCCAGAAAUUGUUGUCACGUACUCGCUCACCGCUUCCCCGUUGCCCAGCAAGCCAAGCUUCCCCUCCGUGCGGAGUCCCAGCUUGCCCGGCCCUGACAAGGACCCGCUUCCUCCGCCGUUGGACCGGUGCACGUGAUUUUGGUCACCUGACGUUAUCUCCACUCUCAACCUCGAGCCGUCUUGCGAUGGCUUCCCAUAUCAAUCUCGAUACGUCAACUAUCCGCAUCGACUUUCCACCGUGCUCCAUUUCGACGGGGGCAGCAGAAGACGGGGCAAGCUUGCCACAACUGCCACUUGCGCAAAGUCAAGUGCGAUCUGGUAGUUUGCGGCCAACCCCCUUGCACGAGAUGCUCAGAGCUGAACGUGCUAUGUCGUCGAUUCGCGAGGAAGCAGCGAAAGGGACCGAAUCGGAAGGGUCGGGGUCUGACCAAGCCCAGGACAAUGCAGUAGGCGCCUAUCCAAAGGCUUUCGACUCCCUCGGAGAGGGAGACGAUCCCAGACAUCUCGUCGUGACUGGCUUGGGGGACUUCAUGAAACAAAGUUCAAUUCUCGUCGACUUUCUAUCCCAGGACUUCUCCCGUCAAAGCAUCAACGGCUAUCAGGUGACCUUCAAUGACAACUACAGCAGCAUCGCUCGUAUACUUGGCGACGAAUUUGGUCGGGGUUUUGAAGCAGGAAUUUACCAUCAUCGUGAUGCACCCUUCGUCGAGACAUCUCAAGGAGGCUUACCAAGGACUUUGACAGCUGCAGAGAGAGGUGUGCUCGAGCUUCAGGGUGCCUUCGUUCUCCCGAGCCAGACGAUUUCUGACAGUUUUGUGACCGCGUUCUUUGAUCGUGUCUAUCCCGCGCUUCCAAUUGUCAACCGCUCGGAGUUCAUGAGGCGCUAUUAUACCAUGGGAUCCAAAAACACGAGCGUAUCCCUGCUGUUACUGCACAGCAUCCUGCUUGCGGGUUCGACUACCUACCAGCACCCUGAUCUUGAGCUUCCAGCUUCGGAGAUUUCCAGGAGGCUAUACGUUAGAGCAAAAGCCCUAGUGGAGAAUCGCUUUGAGCAAGACCGCCUUAUCCUUGUCCAGACUCACCUGCUCUUUAGUACCUUCGCGUCGGAUAGCUGCGACGAUACUGUGCAGAACAUGUGGUUGUCUAUAGGGCCUGGGGAUGCAUCGAUCGCUGGGGAAUGCCAAUGCCGGGCCGCCAAUGCGGCGGGCCUGGAAGCGUAUCUGGUGGACACUGUUCAUACACGACGUAAGUUAAAGGAGCCCAUCAUCUUAUCCGAACACGAGACUCUAGCUACGCGAAUAGACUUUGUGCUCCUUCGAGUAAGUGCCAAGGGCCCCCCAGUGAGCCAAAGCAUACUAAACAAUGCCCACGACAGAUGGGGUCGACCACGAGACAGUGACUUUGACCUUGAGGAUACGGGCGCGCUUCCCAAUUCAGAGGCAACUCAGUUCCUCAGAUCAGUUUGCGAUCUCUGCUUUAUUAUUGGAGAUUGGCUGAAUCUGCUCCGACCUGGAAGCCCGUGGAACAAGUCCCGAGCCAGAGACGAAGCUCAACGGGAGCGAGAGUCUGGAACACGCAAAUUCGUCGAUAGGCUUACAACGUGGCAUCAAGGCAUACCAGCAAGCCUCCAACCUCCACCUGCACUCAGAAACUUCAGUCUCUGGGCUGCAACGCUUCACAUCGCCUAUUGCGCGACAAUGCUCCGUUUCGCAGCCUUAUUAUCCGAUGGGAUGGAGACGGUGCAUGUCAUGGCCAGCCAAAUUACAGAGACAUGCGAAGAUCUCAAUUCUCAUGGACUGCUCUACUCACUUUGGAAUUUCGGAAUCCACGAGCUUGAUCUCGCCAUGGGCCAACACGCCCGCCAGGUCAAUAGCAAGAACAACGACACAGCGACUUUGGCCCUUACGAAGCUCCAGAGGGGACUGCCACUAAUGAACUUGCUAUCGGAACGAAGUUCUGUGGCUGCCCAAGGUUCUGCCUUCUACGAAAAGCUCGUGGGACGCGCUGUAGGCUGGCUGUUGGCCGAAAGUGACGGUCAACGUGGCGGCGAUCAGUGUCCACAUGAAUCGUCGGACGAGCCGGGUCGAGAGCAGCCCGUACAAUCUCAAGUAACACCGCUGGUACCUGACUGGAUAUACGACCUCGACCUACCCGAUUUUGCGUUUUCGGAUUGGGUACCGCAGACUAAUCAUCCCUGGGGUUGGGACAUUGUUGAAUGA